AUGACACGCUCGUCCUGCUACAACGCAGCCCUUCCUUCAGCUCGCACAAACGCGCUGUCGUGCUGUGCCCAGGCUUACUUCGCCGUUGCGACCAUUACGCACACUCUGUCCGUAGCCGUCGUCCACUCGUCCGCGCGUUCACCAGCCUCGAUGCGCCCACCGAUGCUGUCGUUCGUCCUGUGUCGAGGCUCACUGUCCACGCUACAGGCGUCUUCAGGCGACCCUAGUCCUUUGUUUGUUUUCGUGACCCGAGCUGCAGUUGUGUCUCGAGCUGCCGAUUCGAAAGUGAAAGCUCUCAGGGUCCGUGUGGAUCUACGGAUUCUUGCGACUGCGGGGCCAGCUGCCUCCACGAUGCACGCCAGCGACUGCUCGCCGGGCUCCACUCUGCUGUCUUUUGUCUCCUUGGCUGCUAGUGGCCAUCGUACUCGUCCAUCAUCGCAGGUCCAGGCUACCCGACGUGCCGCACCCACGUCAGCUCCAGUUCCCGGCCUCGCGUUGCUCUUUCUGUCGUUGACCAGUUCGUACUGA
Phytophthora infestans T30-4 is the source of this 528-nucleotide messenger RNA. RefSeq lists its product as uncharacterized. Bases 1 to 528 code for a protein of 175 amino acids. The record is from RefSeq and is a predicted model, not a curated record. NCBI's taxonomy places the organism in Eukaryota, Oomycota, Peronosporomycetes, Peronosporales, Peronosporaceae. The transcript is spliced from 3 exons.